UUUGAUCUUUUAUACAUAGGUAAUGCCUCAUUUUCGUGAUCAUAAAAUAGCUCUGCCUUUUUUGUUGGGAGACCACCACAAUUCUUCUUCUUCUUCUUCUUCAAAUUAGCCAUUGUUAACCUCCAUAAACCCUAACUCCUCUACUGCAAUUACAAGGUUUUUGUUUUUGCAGUUACAGUCAACAAAUCAUUAUCGUUUUCAACUUUCUAUGGCUAAAAAGGGCGUGGAAGAAAACCGUCUUCGUCCGGCGAGAAAAAGAGUUAAAGCAACAUCGUUGAUUAAUAAGGCUGCUGAAGACGAGGACAGAAUUUCGAAACUACCUGAUGCCACCAUUCUACAUAUUCUGUCGUUUCUUCCCACUAAGGAUGUGGUUCCGACUAGUCUUCUUUCAAAGCGUUGGAAACUCAUGUGGUAUUCAGUCCCAACACUCUCUUUCUUAGAUACUGAAUAUAAUAGAUUGCCAUGGUACUGUGAAAGGUUCUGCGAUUAUGUGGACAAUAGUUUGGAACACCGUAAGAGAGGUAUGUUUUUUAUGGGCGAUUCUGUCAUAACUAGUUUUAAGCUUCAGAUGUAUAGCUAUUUGAAAUGCUUAGCUGAUCGCCUAGAUAAAUGGUUAGCUUUUGCGGUUCAGAACAAAGUCAAGGAAAUAAAUAUAAGCUUAAGCAGGGCAAUGGUGUUUGAUCAUCAUAACGAGCACUACUGCAUACCUAAAACACUAGUAGUAAACGCAAUACAUUUGACUAUUUUGGAGUUGAGUAAGGUGGAGCUGAAUUCUCGUUACUCAUUUAGUUUUCCAUCCUUGAAAUCAUUGUCAAUGGAUCUUGUUUUGUUUGCUGACAAUGAUGUGCUUGAUAAGUUGUUGUUAGGUUCUCCUUCACUUGAGAAGUUUCGAUUAGAUUGUUGUAGUUUGAGUACUGAUCAUCAGCUCAACAUAAUUAGUUUCAGCCUCAAGUUCUUGGAAGUUCAACUUACUAAGGAUAUAGUGGAGCAAAUUAGAGUGGCAAAUCUUGAAUCUUUGGAACUAUUCGGUGUUUACUUUGGUACAAUAAAUCUCUCAGUGUGCAAGGCAAUUAGAAAUCUUUCAAUAAAUUGUUAUUGGGGUCCGGAAGAGUCGUCAUCAUUAGAAUAUCUUAUCUCAAACCUUCCUCUCCUUGACAAUUUAACUUUGAGCAAUUGGUAUGGAUUAGGGACGAAUCACAUUAGAAUCUCGAGUAAGCAAUUGAAACGUUUCGAGUUGAAUAACCCGUUUACAGAUGAAAUGACAGUUACAAUUGAAUCAGCACCAAAAUUGGAAUCAUUUUGUUAUACGGGCAAUAUCAAAUUUAGUAUAACAAUGGUGGAGCCAUCCAAUUUGUUGAAUGGAACAUUCAUAAUUCUUGACCGACAAGGGAACUAUGAUGGAAAUUGGUUUAUCGGUUUGAUUAAUUUUCUUUUGAAUCUUAAAUGUUGUUGGAAUACAAUAAGCUUAGAUGUUGACUCAGUUGAGGCCCUCAUCGUUCCAGAAAAUUUGAAGAGUAUAUGUCGUUCUCCUUUAGUUAAUUGGGAGCAUCUUCGAGUUUUUACUGAAUGCAAACCAGAAAUGGAAUCAGAUUUGAGAGAUGCUCUGAUGUGGGUUUCUCCUUCUUUAAAGACAUUAACUAUAGCAAAGAGGGGCAUUCAUUAGAAACUUUACGGCAUUUUAAAAUAUGGUUAUGCUAUAUAGAUUAUUGUCUUAUAUUUUUUUUCCGGAUGAUUGCUAUAUUAGUAUCUAUAGAGUGAAUGAGUAGACAGGAUACUUUAGUUUGAAGAAUGUGUAUAUAUUUUUCUGCUUUCGAUUUCAGUUUUCAAUCCUACAAAACUUGACCUGUAGAAUUGUCAAGAUGUUAAUUUGCUGAAAUGUGCUGAAUGAAAACUUAAGAAUUUCUCAUGGUAA
Molecule: messenger RNA, 1912 nt
Organism: Cannabis sativa
Lineage: Eukaryota; Viridiplantae; Streptophyta; Magnoliopsida; Rosales; Cannabaceae
Product: putative F-box/LRR-repeat protein At4g15060
Exons: 3
Coding region: 209-1663 (484 amino acids)
Molecular function (GO): protein binding
Source: RefSeq, a predicted model, not a curated record